Helicoverpa armigera (cotton bollworm) is the source of this 780-nucleotide messenger RNA. It is a transcript of the gene EMC4, whose product is annotated as ER membrane protein complex subunit 4. Gene Ontology annotation, cellular component: EMC complex. The transcript is spliced from 2 exons. Bases 133 to 651 code for a protein of 172 amino acids. The record is from RefSeq and is a predicted model, not a curated record. NCBI's taxonomy places the organism in Eukaryota, Metazoa, Arthropoda, Insecta, Lepidoptera, Noctuidae. Gene Ontology annotation, biological process: protein folding in endoplasmic reticulum.
AUCUGUCAUUGUCAGUCGACCAAUCAUUUGGCAAUCUGACGCUGCUAAUAAGCCUUAUAGAAAAUAAGUAAAAAUAAUUAAUAUAACAAGGAUACACGAUAGUUUCAAAUACCUUGACUAACUUUUAUCACGAUGUCCCAAGUAAAAUCUAAUAAGAAAUUCAAAUGGGCUUUAGAUUUCAAUCAAAAGACGCGCACACAGACAACUGAAUUACCAUCACCACCAGGUUACAGCCAGUCUACUAACGCAAGUUACACUGAAACAUCCAGAGAUACUGAUUCCAAUUUACUUUUGAUCAAAAAGUUAUGGGACGUUGCUCUGGGUCCUCUUAAACAAGUUCCAAUGAAUUUGUUUAUAAUGUACAUGGCUGGAAACUCAAUAUCCAUCUUCCCCAUAAUGAUGGUUGGUAUGCUGAUUGUGCGGCCUGUGAAGGCUUUGUUUGCUACCCAGAGCACAUUCAAAAUGGUUGAAGGCACUCAGGCUACAGGACAAAAGUUUGUCUACUUCAUUGGAAACAUUGUCAACAUUUUACUUGCUCUUUAUAAAUGUCAAAGUAUGGGACUUUUGCCUACACACUCCAGUGAUUGGCUAGCUUUCGAAGAACCUCAAACAAGAGUUGAGCAUAUUGGAGGAGGUCUCUCUCUGAUAUGAAACGGUAGUUAAAUUAAACAACACUGUAUUUAUUGCUAACUUUAUUUAGUUUAUCAUUGUAUAGAACUACUUAUAUUUACAAUAAAGUAUUUGAAUGACUUAUGGAUUUCAUAACAUGUUUAAGUUAUA